CCUGCAAAAGUAAGAAUUAAGCAAUCCAACUCAACACGGUAAAAAACGACAUUUUACCCAAUACCGUUACCCUCGUUCCGUAAACGAAUAGCUAACCAUAAGUAGCACCAAAUUCAUUAUUACAAUAAAUAUUAUUACCUCUGCAAAUUCACGGAAAUUUGCUUCAUGAAAUUUGCUCCAAUCCUUUUAAAAUCGACAUGGACCUGAACAUAGGGAAAAAGUGGGGAUGCUCAACGUGCACAAAAACGUUUAAAACUUAUAGCGACUUGACCAAACACAUCGUCACGUACGAUCCCGAUGCCAAGGUUAAAUGUGAGGUUUGCGGCUUUAUUUCCAAAAACAGACGAGCCUUAUCUUGCCACAUGCGGAAACAACACAGCAACCGGAAGCGACCCAGUUGUGAUACUUGUCACCGUGUAAUGUCUUCCUAUUACGCUUUACGGCAGCAUAUUGACGCCUUUCACAACACGAAAGAACGACCUCGUUUGCCAUGCACGUUUCUCGGAUGUGAGAAAACCUACCAAAACAGGAGUAGUAUUUUGCAUCACGCGAGAACUGAACACUCCGAAAAUCCGGUCCGAUUUCCGUGCACACUUUGCAAAAAGGAAUUCAAAACGAGGACUGAACUUGAGAUUCACAUUCCCACCCACACCACGGAGAAGCCGUACAAUUGUGCCACUUGUGGGAGGAGGUUUGCCAACAGGGGAUAUAUGAAACUUCACGAGACGACGCAUUUGGAAAAGUCUGCACGAAAGGUGUCAAAGUGUCACAUCUGUACUCAGAUCUUCUUUUUUACAAGUGGUCUGCAAAACCACAUCCGAGUUGUGCAUGAAAAUCAGAAGAAUUAUCCGUGCCAGGUUUGCGACAAGAGAUUCUCCAAGCCAUCAGAAUUGAAGUUUCACGUGGAGGCGAGACAUGCCACGAAUAAGGAGCCGGUCCAUUCCUGCGACAAAUGCGAGUUCAGGAGCCACUGGAAAGGCAAUUUGAGCAAGCACAGAUUACGUCACAAUCCAGCGAGGCAUGAAUGUUACUUCUGUGGGAAGAAAUUCUUCGUUUUUCACGAGUUCGUCCAUCAUUUUUGAGUUCAUACUCUGGAAAAGUCGUAGAUACGGUAUUAAUAAUUUAAAAAAGUUGAAAAAUUGAAAUACUUUUGUAUAUGACGGGAAUUUCUUUCGAAUUUGUAUUAAAUAUCGUCGUUGAAGCUGCCAAAAGAGCUAAAUCCAUUUUAUGUCGAUUACCAAAAGAGCCAAAUCCAUUUUGUGUCAAUUGCCAAAAGAGCCAAAUCCAUUUUAUGUCAAUUGCCAAAAGAGCUAAAUCCAUUUUAUGUCAAUUGCCAAAAGAGCCAAAUCCAUUUUGUGUCAAUUGACAUAAAAUGGAUUUGGCUCUUUUGGCAGCUUCAACGACGAUAUGUAUUUAUUUGACAUAUGUGACUUGAGCACGAAGUUUGGUUAGUGCGUAUAGAUAAAGUUGCUUGAAAUUACUUUCUCUAGCUGACCAGCAAGUUUUGUUAUAUUUUCCUACGCAGAUUGUAACAAACCUUUUUUUAUACGGUAACAGCCGUAUUCUUUUUAAAUAAAACGAUACUUGUUAAAUAUUACAUUCACUGACAGUGAAUCACUGUCAAUAACAUGGUAUUCAUUUUGUAUAUUGAUACUAUUAGAAAACCGGUAGUAAACCAUUACCGGCCGGACGGCACCG
Molecule: messenger RNA, 1698 nt
Organism: Folsomia candida
Lineage: Eukaryota; Metazoa; Arthropoda; Collembola; Entomobryomorpha; Isotomidae
Product: oocyte zinc finger protein XlCOF19-like
Exons: 4
Coding region: 198-1082 (294 amino acids)
Biological process (GO): regulation of transcription by RNA polymerase II
Cellular component (GO): nucleus
Molecular function (GO): DNA-binding transcription factor activity, RNA polymerase II-specific; RNA polymerase II transcription regulatory region sequence-specific DNA binding
Source: RefSeq, a predicted model, not a curated record